ACUGAAGUCUCUGAGUUCAGCUUCCUCACUCAUUACGCUUCGAAACCCUAGCGAGGCAGGCAGAGAACCAUAACACGUCGUCGUUUUCCCUGCCAAAAUCUGGGUCUAUCGUCUGCCCUUUUUCUAGCAUAAUCACAUCUCUGUGUGUAGAGAGAGAGAAUGGAACCACCAUCUCCAGACCGCAACGGUGCAGAAGCGGUACUAAAUCUCCAACCGAGCUCAUCAAUUCCUAUUACGUAUCACCCUCUCUUUGGUCCUCACGAUGAUCUAAUCCUCCUUGAGCUCGAUCAGAAACUUCUCCCUGAUGUCCUGCACCAAAGAGUAACUGUUAGAGGACAGCCUGAUGAAGAUGCGGUCCUCUGCACGGAGUCAAAAACUUAUGCAAUCAAAUCCGUUGGAACUUCAAAUUCUGUUUUUCUCAUUCCCCCAUCAGGUCAAUUUAAUUCUUUUGAAAGCCCAUUAUGUUGUGAUGAGAAUUAUCAUGAUCCGCAAUCUGUUGCUUCUGUCAUUAAGAUUGCAACUGGUAACAUGGAACUUGUUGAAGUUGCCCCCAGACUUGACAAGCUAAGGUCGCUACUUUUUGAGAAUCCUUACAGAUCUGAGGAGGACGUAGAAAUGGUGGACUUGGAGGAGAUGGAAGGAAAGAAUACAGGACUGUAUAGCUGGGAUGAUCUUAUUGAGAAGGUUCAAGCUAGUGAUGAUGAAUUAAGGACUGGGUUGCAGGCUCUUUCGGCAGUGGAGAUUUAUGGAUAUUGGAGAAUUGUGGAUGAGAAGUACAUGGACAGAAUUCUUAGGAUGCUUUUGCACAAUUCAGUGCUGAAUGACUGGUCAUUGUCUUGUCUUGAUGAAGACGACGUUGUCAAUGUGUUGGAAUCAGAUGGCUUUCCCCGCAAACUUGCAAACCACUGCUUGCAUGUUUAUGGUAGCAAGGUGGUUGAGGGUGUGAGCACAAGUAGUAUAUGGAAGUUGGAUGAGAGGAAGGUAUGUGUGCAUUUUGCAAGAGACAUCUUGAGAGACGGGAAUAGGAAGAUGGAGAGGUUCAUGGAGGACUGGACGCGCAAGGUUCCCGAAGGGAUGCCAGCAAGUUUAGACAUGUUGGAAGGUGAAGUUUUGAUAGAGAAGCUUGGCGCAGAGACAUGGAUUCGAGCCUUCAGCGUAUCAUCUCUACCCUACAACCCUGCAGAGCGAUUCUCCGUCCUCUUUAAAGAGCGUCCAAAAUGGGAGUGGAAGGAUCUACAGCCCUAUAUCAGGGACUUGAGAGUGCCGGGUCUUUCUGCCGAAGGUUUGCUUCUCAAAUACACUAGAAGAACACAACCAACUGCUGAUGCAGAACCCGUUUUCAGCAUAAGAUAGUGUUAAAAUAUAUGUUAAUUGUCAUCCGCAUAAUUUUAUUCCAUGUGUCCUAAUCAAAAGAUUACAUGAUUUUGCUAAGAAACUGAUAUAAUAUCUUCAGAUGCAUCCUUUAUUUUCUUUUCAUCUUUGGCAUAAGAGAAAACCUGAGCAAGCUGGCAUUGCAGUAACUAACUGGC
Prunus avium (sweet cherry) is the source of this 1529-nucleotide messenger RNA. Its product is annotated as zinc ion binding protein. Gene Ontology annotation, cellular component: Ctf18 RFC-like complex; chromatin; chromosome, centromeric region. Gene Ontology annotation, biological process: maintenance of mitotic sister chromatid cohesion; mitotic sister chromatid cohesion. Lineage: Eukaryota; Viridiplantae; Streptophyta; Magnoliopsida; Rosales; Rosaceae. The record is from RefSeq and is a predicted model, not a curated record.